Messenger RNA from Rotaria socialis, 1350 nucleotides. Lineage: Eukaryota; Metazoa; Rotifera; Eurotatoria; Philodinida; Philodinidae. The record is from the annotation of a GenBank genome assembly.
AUGGAAUUUUUUAACACAUCUUUGCCCAAGCUUAUCUAUGGUGCAAAUAGGUCAAAUUCAUCAACAAAAAGUGUAUCUUCUGGAUAUCCGGAAGUUGUACUUUGGGAUACUUUUGAGAAUGAAUUGAAAAAUUUUCAAAUACAAAACGAUGAUUUAACUUUAGAAUACUUAAUCGAAUCACCAGAACUACGAUCAAAAAUAAAAAAUGAAACACAUGUGAAAAUGGCUAUAAAUGAAUAUGCUUUUAAACCAUUAUCUCAAUAUCUUCUUAAAAAAGAAAUAAAUUCUGUCUUUACACUAUGUUCGUCAAAUGAAGAUGGUGUUAUUGGACAACCAGAUUUCGCUUUCUUCCAUAACGACAUCGUAAAACUUGUCAUUGAAGUCAAAAUAAUCUGGUCUUUGACAGCACCAGACAACUUAGCUGCUGAUUAUCGUAUUUCUGGUCCACAAGUUAGACUUCCAGUAGAACAAAUAUUUGGAUACAUGCGAAUUAAUAACUUAAAAUAUGGUAUUUUAACGAAUUACGAAAGUUUUUAUUUCAUGAAACGUGAAAAAAUGUUAUUACAUAUUUCAACGGCAAUAAAAUCAACAGACGUUGAUCUAUCAGUGUAUCGGGCAUUAUUUUACAUUAUACAUCUAUCGAUUGAAGAUCAUUUAUGCAGCCCAAAUACAUCGGUAAACGACGAUAAAACGUACGAUUCGGAUCAAGAUGAAAUAAAAGGUGACGAAGAAGAUCAUGAAAGUGAAGAAGAUAAUGAUAAUGACGAUGUAUAUUCACCAAAAAGAAAAAAGAAAAGAUCCGAACAGUACCAAUCGUCAAAAUCAAAACAAAUAAAAUUAAUGAACGAAGCGAUAGGCUACGGCCAAAAUGGUUGUGUCUUUAAAUGUUUAUACAAUAAUACAGCAUAUGCCACAAAAAUAUGCGACACAACUAAAAAUACAAGUAUGAUGAUGCAACUAAACAAUGAAAAGAAAUUGUAUAAUCACUUGAAAAUAUUGCAAGGUACUUAUGUGCCAAAUAGAAUAGUAUCCGGAUUUUUAAAAAAAUUAAAUUGGUUCUAUAUUGUAUGUUAUGAAAUUAGUGGAGUAAGCAAAGAUUUCAAGCAAUAUUCCAACGACGAGAAAGCGAUGGCUUUAAACACAUUAGAUCAAUUACACAAACAAAAUGUUUUGCAUAAUGACAUACGGUCCGCAAAUUUUCUGAUUAAUUAUGACAAUCAUCAACACAAACGAAUCAUGUUGUGCGAUUUUGGUAAUUCAAUGAUUCUUAAUGAGAGUGAUGGCAAACAUAAAACAUUGUUGAGAAAAGAAAAAAAUGAAUUGAAAAAAUUAUUAAAUUAUACAAAAUGA